ACUGUCAUCCUAGGGGCCGGUGUCAUUGGGCUCGCCACAGCUUACCAGCUUGCGUUGUCACUCACCCCUUCCGAAGAUGCAGUGUCACCACCAACCAAGAUUGUCGUCAUUGAGCGCGCACCCCACAUCAGUCCUUCUGCCUCCGGCCAAGCGACUGGCGGGCUGGGAGACUUCGGGUUCGGUUCCAAAGUUGCCAACCUCGGCAUCCUUUCAUACAAUCUAUUUCAGAAGGUGGCUUUCCCUAACGGGCAGAUGGAUUUCGGAUUUAGCGACUUGACUGUUUAUCGAAUCACGCCACAAGACUUUACUGGUGACCCCAAACCUGCUGACACUUGGGGGCCAACGCCUCCGGUCGAGCAACCUCAAAGCGCGCUUCCGAGAUGGGUGCGACCAAAGGAAAACUGGACAGUACAGCGCAUGGCUGAGCCCCCACACGGGGCGCAUCUCGACCCUGGCCGGUUUUGCAGAUUCCUGUAUAAUGAGUGCGUAAGACUAGGAGUUUACUUCAUAUUCAACGCAAACGCGACGUCUGUCGAGGUCGCUAAGGGCUCAAAUCGCUUCUCUGCUAUUCAUGUCCAACAACGGGAUCAGGCUUCCCGUAAGAUACCCUGCAGAAGCAUUGUAAUCGCAGCUGGGCCUUGGUCACCUCGUGUCUUCUCCACGCUGUUUCCUCGGGCAUCAUUGCAUUUACCCAUGAACUCUACUGCAUCAGCAGGUAAUCAUUUUCGUGUCCGUACGCCAGGUUGGAAGGCACAGGAUGAUAAGAAAGGCAGUGAGCAAGUGUUCCUUCAAAACGACGUUCCCGGAGGCCAGGGUCUUGACAUUACCAGCUUUAUAGGAGGUGAAUUGUAUGUGGGCGGCUGGGGAGCCAUUCCUGAGGAACUUCCUGAGCUUGCGGAGUCCGUAAGAGCGCAACCAACAGAGAUCCAGAGCAUGGUUUCAUUGGCCAAGCAGUAUAUACAGGUGGGAGAAGACGAGGAAUUCAAAAUCUAUGAUGUUGGAAGGUGUUAUAGGCCACUAUCUACGUUUGAGCACCCGAUCAUUACCAAUGUUAAAUGGAGUCUGCUUGGCCUUGAGAAUAACACCACCACGGAGAAUUCAGAAGUAAAUCGCGCAUCAUCAACUGUCGGAGGCUUGUUCCUCAACACAGCACAUUUCAGUGAUGGGAUGACGCUUUCUCUAGGAAGUGGCAGGGUGAUG
Molecule: messenger RNA, 1200 nt
Organism: Bipolaris oryzae ATCC 44560
Lineage: Eukaryota; Fungi; Ascomycota; Dothideomycetes; Pleosporales; Pleosporaceae
Exons: 2
Biological process (GO): retrograde transport, endosome to Golgi
Cellular component (GO): late endosome; cytoplasm
Molecular function (GO): oxidoreductase activity
Source: RefSeq, a predicted model, not a curated record